Molecule: messenger RNA, 888 nt
Organism: Neomonachus schauinslandi (Hawaiian monk seal)
Lineage: Eukaryota; Metazoa; Chordata; Mammalia; Carnivora; Phocidae
Gene: TAF9B
Product: TATA-box binding protein associated factor 9b
Exons: 7
Coding region: 9-761 (250 amino acids)
Biological process (GO): DNA-templated transcription initiation
Cellular component (GO): transcription factor TFIID complex
Molecular function (GO): protein heterodimerization activity; RNA polymerase II general transcription initiation factor activity
Source: RefSeq, a predicted model, not a curated record
AGGAUAAUAUGGAGUCCGGCAAGAUGGCGCCUCCCAAGAACGCUCCGAGAGAUGCCUUGGUGAUGGCACAAAUCCUGAAGGAUAUGGGAAUUACGGAGUAUGAACCAAGGGUUAUAAAUCAAAUGUUGGAAUUUGCUUUCCGAUAUGUGACUACAAUUCUGGAUGAUGCAAAAAUUUAUUCAAGCCAUGCUAAGAAACCUAAUGUUGAUGCAGAUGAUGUGAGACUGGCAAUCCAGUGUCGCGCUGAUCAAUCUUUUACUUCUCCUCCUCCGAGAGAUUUUUUACUGGAUAUUGCAAGGCAGAAAAAUCAAACCCCUUUACCACUGAUUAAGCCAUAUGCAGGACCCAGACUGCCACCUGACAGAUACUGCUUAACAGCUCCAAACUAUAGGCUGAAGUCCUUAAUUAAAAAGGGACCUAACCAAGGAAGACUAGUACCACGGUUAAGUGUUGGUGCUGUUAGUAGCAGACCUUCCACUCCUACUGUAGCAACCCCGCAAACGUCUGUCCCAAAUAAAGUUGCACCUCCAGUGUCAGUGACAAGCCAAAGAUUUACGGUGCAGAUUCCACCUUCUCAGUCCACACCUGUCAAAUCAGUUCCUGCAACAACUGCAGUUCAAAAUGUUCUGAUUAAUCCUUCAAUAAUUGGGCCCAAAAAUAUUCUUAUUACCACCAACAUGGUUUCAUCACAGAACAUGGCCAAUGAAUCAAACCCAUUGAAGAGAAAACACGAAGAUGAUGAUGAUAAUGAUACUAUGUAAGGAAUACAAUCAAGAUGUAUUUCAAAUGUGUAGUUGGUUUGGAGCCCAUUAUACUGAACUAGAAUGUUCUCUAUCUUCUCAAGUUUUAUCUUAGAAAACUUAAAUGUAGCUGCAGUAUUUUUCACAU